AUGACAUCUGUCGAAGAAAGAACAAUUUUUGCAAAACUUGAAAUCAUGAAAGAUAUUCGAAUGAAAACUGUUCAACUUGAAAAGUUAAAAUUACGAAUAAUAAAUCAAGUUGAGAAUUCAGAUGCCGAAGAAAAAUGUCUAGGAGAAUAUCGUCGAGAAUUAGAAUUAUUGAUGCAAGAAAAAAUGAGUCAUGUUGAGGAACUUCGACAAAUUCAUGCCGAUAUAAAUGCCAUGGAAACUGUCAUCAAACAAGCAGAAGAAAAUAGACAGAGAUCUGUAGGCAUGGCUAAUCGAUUUCAUGAGGAAUACACUCCACUCAAAGGUGAAAUUGAUACAAUGAGACGUGAAUAUUUGGGAUUAGAAAAAUUGCCUGAAUUGCAUGAAGAAGAGGGUUCAAUUAUCCCACCAGAGCGCUUUCAACAACAUACAAACUUCUAUUCAAAUAAAAUAACGACACCAUCGGCAAGUUUCACUCGACCAACUCCAGUUUCAGCACUCACAUCAAAUCCAGCAAAUGCUCAUCAUCCUUUACCGCCAAACGAUAAUUCGCAUAUUACUCCAUUGAACCCUACACACGGAUUUCUACCGCCAGCACCACCAUCGGGACAAGGUCUAAGAGGAAUGACAAAUAAACCAUCUGAAAUUUCCAAUCCAGUUUCUCGUAUACAACAAUCAGCACCAACACUCGGAAUGCAUCCAACUUUCAGGUCUGAUUUCAAUGUCUCAUUGAGACAACAACCUCCGCCAAUGAAAAGCUGUUUAUCAUGUCAUCAACAAAUUCAUCGUAAUGCUCCAAUUUGUCCAUUAUGUAAAGCAAAGAGUCGAUCACGCAAUCCGAAGAAGCCAAAAAAGAAGGAACAUUAAGGAGUAAGGAUUAGAAUACAACACCGUCUUCAUAAUAAAGCGGAAUUUUAAUGUAUUUAUUACUUAAUUAUUUUAUAAGGUGAUUUACAAAUAUUUUUAAACAACUUUAUAAUUUAUUUUAAAAGUUAUUUUUAACAUUCAAGACAAUAGAAAAUAUGCAAG
Molecule: messenger RNA, 1026 nt
Organism: Chironomus riparius
Lineage: Eukaryota; Metazoa; Arthropoda; Insecta; Diptera; Chironomidae
Source: the annotation of a GenBank genome assembly